AGCAGCGCUGACAUCGGCGCUUGAAAAAUUUAUUCCCCCUCUCCUCUCCUUAUAAGUGGUUGAGCAUCGAACACGUUCGUGUAGGUUCGGUAUUGCGUCACCCCGUAUUCCAUACUUUAUACGUACGCAGCGCUGACAUCGGCGCUUAAAACCGUUUAAUCCCCCCCCCCUUCCCUCUCCUUAUAAUUGGUUGAAGAAUUGAACGCGUUCGUGCGUGCAUGUUCAGUAUUGAGUCAACCACUGUGCGUGCGUGCAAAACCUAACCAGCAGCAAUGUACUCCGCUGAGGGAAGCAGAAUGAACUAUUACGUUCUGCUUCGGGACGUUCCACCGAAGCAAUGUACCUGCGUUUUACCCACGCGUCGUGCAGUUCGCAUACUGGGCAGGAGAUACGCGCUGACGGCUACGGGAUAUAAGUACCUGGACAUCGACAUCAACGUCGGUCCGCCGAGCUACGUCGAGAUCGCGAUAGGCGAUCAUCGAGGAAACGGGCUGAGCCUGUCUCUCGAAACGUGGAAGGGACUCUACGAACAACGAUGGGACAUUCAGGACCGUCUCUGCAAGGAUGUUCGCGGCCGUCCUAUCACCGUUGGACCGUUGACGGUGCGAUUCAGUGCGAUGAACGAUACCAAACUCGUGUGUCUGGAUUCGUCCGACGUACGGUUGAUGAUGACCGAAUCGACGUUCCUCACCAUGAUUAACCUGGACCGCUGCAUCGAGCUGACGUACGCUCAGUUGGAUCGUGUCGUGGAUAAAGUCGAAGCAAAGGUUGCGCAAUUUUCGAAUAUCGCGUCCGCUGAGACGAAAGAUGCGUCGAACGCAAUACGCGCUAGCGAAUUCUUCAACGGAAACCACAUUAUAGAUUGUGAGCUGUUGGCUCUGGUUUUUGAUACACCGAUGUAAGAGAACAUACAAUAAAAAAUUCUUUUACAUGUAUAA
Ooceraea biroi (clonal raider ant) is the source of this 938-nucleotide messenger RNA. RefSeq lists its product as uncharacterized. The record is from RefSeq and is a predicted model, not a curated record. Lineage: Eukaryota; Metazoa; Arthropoda; Insecta; Hymenoptera; Formicidae.